Molecule: messenger RNA, 5163 nt
Organism: Colletotrichum lupini
Lineage: Eukaryota; Fungi; Ascomycota; Sordariomycetes; Glomerellales; Glomerellaceae
Product: histone deacetylase interacting
Exons: 8
Coding region: 1-5163 (1720 amino acids)
Biological process (GO): negative regulation of transcription by RNA polymerase II
Cellular component (GO): Sin3-type complex; chromatin
Molecular function (GO): transcription corepressor activity
Source: RefSeq, a predicted model, not a curated record
AUGAGACGGCCCACUGCCAUAAUACUUCUCUUGACCUGCACCGUAGUGACGGCCCAGCUCAGAUCCCUCCCCGUCGAACGCUCCGGCCUCAACGGAUACGCACCCCGCUUCUUCCGCCAGAAACCCAUCGUAGAAUCCGUAGACCCCGCCCCCGGUCCAGCCAUGCCACCACCGCCGCCCUCAGACCCCCCCUCCUCCUCCGGCCCGGGCCAAGACGGAGGAGGAGGAGGAGGCGUGAGGCUCUCCGACGUAAUGGGCCGUGACCGGAGCAUCAACGUCUUCGCCGGCUUCACGCGCGACAUCGAAUCCGCCUCGCGCCGCCUCGACGACCAAGGGCGCAACACCACCGUGCUGGCGCCCCUCAACUCGGCCGUCGAGAAGCUGCCGCGGAAACCGUGGGAGGAUCCCCGCGACUACCAGCAGCUCGGCGCCGACGCAUACGAGGGCGACGACGGCAGGGAUAAGGCGCAGAGGAACAUUCAGCGGUUUGUUGAGGCGCACAUGGUUGGCGUGAGCCCGUGGCCCGAGAAUACAAAGGCCAAGACGAUUGGUGAUGAUAGGGAUGUGUGGUGGGAGACCAAGGACGGUGUUAAGUUCAUCCAGCCUGGUAAUAUUGAGGUAAAACGGCCAAAUCGGACUAGGACGAUCGAUCUCAGGAUGAUGAGCGGGAAACCCGCUGACGAGGUGGACGCCUACGAGCGCGAGGCCGAAAAUCGUCGCCGCCUCCAAAAAGCCGAAGAAAUGGAACGACGCGAACAAGAACAAGCCGAGAGACGCCGCCGAGACGGCUACCCCCCCGGCCCACCCCAUCACAGCAAUGCUGGCUCUAUCCCCAUACACCAGCCCGUCGCAUCUCGCGCGAUGGGCGCAAUCCACAGCCCCGGCGGCCUGCUCGCAAACCACGGCUCAGGCUCGUCCGGACCGCCCAUGCCUCUCGGCGCCCCCUCGGGGCCUGGCGCAAACUUCGGCGGUCCCCUUCAACCCGAUAACAGUAGACCUCCGCCGCACGGGGGUCCGAACAAUCCCAAUACCCAGCACCAGAUGUUCGCGCCGAUCCCGCACACGACCGUCCCCCCCAGUAACUCCCUAGGCGCUGCCAGCGGUGGUCCACCUGUUUUUGGAGGGCCGCUACAGCAGCGCGAGGGCCAACCUCCGAUGCAACAAGGGCCUCCUUUCGGCGGCAGUGGUGGGAAUACUGGAGGCGCUGCCCCCGGUGCUGCUGGCGGUCAAAGUCAAGGGCCGCCAGGUCAGCAAGGCCAAGGCGGCAUUGCCCAAGGCCAACAACCCAUCUUGAAUGAUGCCUUGACGUAUCUUGACCAGGUCAAGGUACAGUUCCACGACCAGCCAGACGUGUACAAUCGGUUCCUCGACAUUAUGAAAGACUUCAAAAGCCAGGCCAUUGACACUCCUGGGGUCAUUAAUCGCGUCUCGGAGCUAUUCGCUGGUCAUCCGAACCUAAUCCAGGGCUUCAAUACCUUCCUGCCACCAGGAUACCGGAUUGAAUGCGGCGCUGGCAACGACCCUAACACCAUCAGGGUCACCACCCCUAUGGGCACGACUGUUCAGUCCAUUGCUGGCCGAGGAACGCAGGUUGAAGGUCAUCCACACCCUAACGGUGCUUCUCAGCCGCUCUUUCCUCAGCGUGGAAACAAUUGGCAACAGCAGCAGCAACAGCCUCAGCAGCAGCAACAGCAACAACAACCGCCGCCCCAGCAGCCGCAACACAGCAUCGAGAGCCCUGAAGCGAACUUUAGUACGCCUGCGUUUAUGAACCAGGGUCACGUCGCGCCUUUCGAGGGUCCUGGUGGAAGUCAGCAGCGUGGUCCUCCGGCGCAAGGCGCUGCCCACGCGAACAACGCGCAGCAGCCUCCUCGCAAUGCGCAGACCCCUACUCCGGUAACGGGACCCGCAAAUCUGAACGGCGCGACCAACCAGCAACAACAACAGGCAAACCUAGAGCGCCGUGGGCCGGUAGAGUUCAACCAUGCCAUCAGCUACGUGAACAAAAUCAAGAACCGCUUUCAGGAUAAGCCUGAGAUUUACAAACAAUUCCUUGAAAUUCUCCAGACUUAUCAGCGCGAACAAAAGCCGAUCCAGGACGUGUACGCCCAAGUCACGACUUUGUUCCACACUGCACCUGACCUACUCGAAGAUUUCAAGCAGUUCUUGCCCGAAUCUGCUGGACAAGGAGGAAAGGGAACACCCGGACGGCCUGGCGAUGAGCUUCCGCCUGGCCCUGGCCCUAACCAAACACCUCAGCCGACUAUGAGCGGCCAGAAGAUGCCUCCCUUGGGAAGCUUUGCUCCCCCAAGUGCCUCCAAGGAGAACAACAAGAAGCGACCUAGAACUGACAAGCAGACGCCCGUUCCUGCGCCGCCCAUCGUGGAGGCUGCUGUCUCAGCCAACCGAGCUGUUACUGGCGCUCUCCCCCCUGCGGCCGUCAACAACAAGCGAACCAAGAUGUCUCACAACAAGGCGCUGGCUUCCGAUGCCCCCGCGGUUGAGCCGACACUGACGCCGAUAUUGCCAGAGCCUUUGGGACCUCCCGCGUCGACCACCUCGAACUCUGAUGAGAUCGCCUUCUUCGAGAAGGUUAAGAAGUACCUCAGCAACAAGACGUCUUUCAACGAGUUUCUCAAAGUCUGCAACUUGUUCAGUCAAUCCAUCAUCGACCGCAACACAGUGUUUCACAAGGGCAGCGUCUUCUUUGCCGCAAAUCCCGAGCUGUUAGGUUUCUGGAAGGCGUUCCUCAAGUACGAGCCGCAUGACGAAAUCGUCGAUAACAGACCCGCGCCUCCGAGCGGCAAAGUGUCAUUGAGCAACUGCCGAGGCUAUGGGCCUAGUUAUCGUCUUCUUCCCAAAAGGGUAUGUCAGCCAGACUUGUUGUCUUAUUUGCACUCGCUAACCAUUAAUCAGGAGCGUCUCAAGCCUUGCAGCGGCCGCGAUGAACUCUGCAAUUCCGUGUUGAACGACGACUGGGCGUCGCACCCAACCUGGGCCUCUGAAGAUUCCGGAUUUGUCGCGCAUCGUAAGAACGGCUUCGAAGAGGGUUUGCAUCGCAUCGAGGAAGAACGCCACGACUACGACUUCAAUAUCGAGGCAAACCUCAAGUGCAUCCAACUCUUGGAGCCUGUCGCCCAGCAAAUCAGCGUCAUGUCGCCUGCGGAGAGAGAGCACUUCCAGAUGCCGCAGGCCUUGGCUGGACACAGUACCUCGGUCUUCAAGCGUGUCUGCAAGAAGAUUUAUGGUGAAAAGGGUCCCGAAGUCGUCAACGACUUGUUCAGCAACCCGCUGAAUGUAGUUCCGAUUGUGUUGACCAGAAUGAAGCAAAAGGAUGAGGAAUGGCGCUUCUCACAGCGUGAAUGGGAGAAGGUGUGGCAUGCUCAAGUUGAGCACAUGCACCUCAAGAGUCUCGACCAUAUGGGCAUCCUCGUCAAGCAGACCGACAAGAGGAACCUCUCAGCUAAACACCUUGUCGACGUCAUCAAGACGAAGGCCGAGGAGCAGAGGCGCCAGCGCAGCUUGAAGGGCAAAGCCCCGCGUCAUCAGUUGGUUUGGGACUUCAACGACAAGAAGGUUGUCGUUGAGCUGCUUCGUCUGAUGAUGCUCUACACUGUCAGCAGUGGUCAGCAUAGCGUGCCAGAGAAGGAGCGUAUUGCCGACUUCUUCGAGACAUUCAUCCCUGCAUUCUUCGAUAUUCCCGAGGAAGAAUUGGAAGGUCGUCUACCGAGGCUGCAAGAUGUAUCGGAAGAGGAUGAGGCUGAAGAGGCCGUCCCUACCGAACUGACUAACGGCCGCAGCCGCCGUGCCGGUAGAAGGGGUGAUUUACUCCGUGGCGUGCUCGAUCCUGGCCGCAACGGCUCUAAGCCGCGUGCGCAAAAGGAGGGAAGCGCGGCGUCUGGCAGCAAAGAGACGACGCCCGAAGUUGGGUCAGCGAACGAGGAAGAAAUGCCCGAUGCUCCCGAGGAUGGUACUGGCCCCGACGUGUCUAACGACCGCUGGAUGCCGAUUGUCCCGCAGCCUAUAGUCACGACUGGGGACGAUGCUCUCCUCACUGCUGAUGGUGAACUGAAGGCUGAUGGCUUCUUCUCGCGGCCUUGGCACAACUUCUUCUGCAACCAAACCAUAUUCGUCUUCUUCAACGUGUUCCAGACGAUUUACACCCGUCUCAGAGAUGUUAAGGAGAGCAAGGAGAGCGUCGUCGAAGAGGUUAACCGCGUCAACCGACCUCGUCCCGCCAAGGAUAUUGGCUUGGCCGACAACACCCUCAACUACUUCGGCCCUCAUGACGACCCUGAGAGCUUCUGGCCGAAGACCCUUGAGCUUGUUGAAGAAUACAUCACCGGCGAUAUCGACGAGGUCCGUUACCAGGAUGUUUUACGCCACUACUACCUUAAGAGCGGUUGGAAGCUGUACACCAUACAGGACCUCCUCAAGACUCUGUGUCGUCUCGCUCUCACCUGCAGCAGCACUGAUGCGAAGGAGAAGACUCCGGACAUCAUUCAGCAGUACCUCCACAGCCGAGAGAAGGAGGAGACAAACUACCAGUCAGAGAUCGCUGCCCGCAAGUACGCAGAGAAGUGCGUCAAGGACGGCGAGAUGUUUGUCAUCUGUUGGUUCCCGCUCAAAUCGGAAGCCUCUGUCCGUUGGCUGCAGCGUGAAGACACCACCUUCUACAUGGAUGAGAUGAAGGCCAAGGAUCGCUGGCAAUACUACAUCUCGUCCUUCAUCCAAGUCGAGCCGACAGAAGGUGUGCCACGGCACAAGCUCCAAAAGACAGUGUUGGCCCGCAAUCUUCCUUCUAGCGACGAGAAGUUUGAGGACAGCCACAUUCCCAAGCCCAUCUCGUUCGAUGAAGACCUUUCCAUCAGUAUCUGUCUGAACUCGAGCAAGAUGGUGUGGAAGGCUGGUACAUCUGAGUACUUUGUCUACGACAACGUUCCCAAGGACAAGGAGGGCCAGGAGCGACACCUCGAGAGGCUCAAGAAUGCGAGUAACAAGCGCGACACGAAGCUUCGCGAGAAGUUUGUCUUCAACAGCCCCUGGAUGAAGGGCAUGAGCCAGUCCGACGUACAAAAGUCCAACGAGGGAUGGUCAAAGUGGCUCAAGGAUGGCAUCGCACCCGCCUCGGACGCAGGGGACGCAAUGGACACCGCAGAGUAG